This is a messenger RNA of Exaiptasia diaphana, 4849 nucleotides long. Its product is annotated as gem-associated protein 5. Bases 1 to 4767 code for a protein of 1588 amino acids. The transcript has 27 exons. NCBI's taxonomy places the organism in Eukaryota, Metazoa, Cnidaria, Anthozoa, Actiniaria, Aiptasiidae. Gene Ontology annotation, molecular function: protein binding. The record is from RefSeq and is a predicted model, not a curated record.
AUGGCGGAGAGAAACUGCCUUCUUCCACCUUCUCCCAACUGGUAUUGUAGCUCGGCAGCCGAAUGUAACAAGUCUGGAAUAUACACUUUUGCAGCAAAGAGUCAUGUCUUCCUUUUAGAUGUAAAUUGUGAGCCCCCAGUGUUUCGAGGACAGUUUACAGAGCACUCGGAACGUGUCAAUGCCGUGGCAUGCAGCCCWGAUUGCAAGCUUUGCUCGAGUGCUGGCGAGGAUAAGAGUGUUAGAAUAUGGGACAUGGAAAGCAGGACUAUAAUAGCGUCACAUAAUGCGCACCAAAACAAGGUGACSUGCUUAUGUUGGUCAAGUGUAUCAAGUGAUUUAGUUCUUUCAGCUGAYGAGAAAGGGACUAUUAUAGCUUGGAAGCAUGAGAAGAAUGUUGUCUACAGUUUCUGCCCCAUACAAGAGUAUGUCUUCUGUAUAUCAGCGUCAUGUCAAUCAGAACAAGUCGCAGCAGUAGGGUACAAGAAUGGACUUAUUAUUGUUGUACAACUUCAAGAACAAGGACUUAGACUUGUUCAUAGGCUAAGAGGACAUGACAGUGAUAUCCAUAGUCUUUCUUGGUGUCCUGUUUCCAUUGAUCAUCUACAAUUAGGGCAUCUCCAAGAAAAGGUCAUGAACUCUCAAGGAAACCUGCUUAUUUCUGGAUCAAGGGACCAGACUCUCCGAUUAUGGGAUACUCUGAAUGGAAAGGUUUUGUCCAUUUUGAACUUGCCUAAAAGGGCUUCACAGAAAUGGAAAGACAGACAUGACUGGCAAAGCAAAGAUAGAGUGUGGUUGGCCUUGUGUUGGCCCAGGUCUUUGCCAAAUAAAAUGAUAUCAAGCUCACAUAGUGGAGAGCUUCUUCUAUGGGACCUCUCUGUACCCAGUGGAUCAGAUCAGUUCCAGUACUUUUCUCAUGGUCAUUCAAGGAUUGUGUUUAACAUUUCUUGCAACAAUGAUGGGACAAAGGCUGUGAGCUUUUCUAUGGAUAGACAGAUUAUAAUCUGGGAUCUGAAGACCCUCCACAGUCUUCACUGUAUCUCUACUCUUGGUGGCUAUGUGUAUGGAUUGGAUAUCAGYCCUCUUGACCCAGGAGCAGUGGCAGUAGGUGUCGGCGACAAUAUGAUAAGAAUAUGGAACACUAAUUCAUCUCUCAGUACAUUUGAUGCUGUGACACUGUGGCAGGGGAUCAAGUCAAAAGUACAAGUGGUUUCCUGGCAUCCCAGUAAAGAAGGCAUCCUGGCAUUUGGUACUGAUGUUGGUCAAGUUGGUAUCUACAAUACAGUUUCUAAAAAGCCCAAAGUUUUUGCAUCUUAUCACAAGAACACAGUGUACUCGUUGUCAUGGGGACCACCCUGCCCAGAAAAUAAAGAUAAAAAUGAUGAURGMCUGCAUCUGUACAGCUGCAGUGGUGAUGGAAGUGUCUUGGAGCACCGUCCCAGUCAACCUUUACAAGAUGCUUUCAAUGUUAACAAACUCAUUGAAUCUACAAAUGGAGCGAAGAAAAGUAUAACGAACCUUGCUUGGCACCCUGGGUAUGGUGAAGACAAUUCAGAAGAUGAAGGGCGUCUACCAUACCGAUUAGCUUCAGGAUCAAACGAGACGACCAUUCAUAUACAUGACUUGAGUAGCGUCCUAAAUACCGAAGAUGUUGAGAAGUCCGUUUCUACCAUAACUUCAAGCUAUCGUAAGCUCGUUGGUCAUUCUGGUCGYGUAACCUCGCUAUGUUGGAGUCCACACCAUCGGGAUAUGCUAGUGUCUGCUUCUUAUGAUGGAACCGCUCAGAUUUGGAAUGUUGAAUCCAACCAAACUAUUUCCAACUUUCGUGGUCAUGUCGGCCGUUUACUGUCUGUCCAGUGGAGUUUUCUUGAUGCUGAUGUUGUAUACAGCGGAGGAGAGGAUGGUUCCGUUAGAGCUUGGAAAAUAAGUGAGCAAAAAUACUCCCAGCCUCCAGCAUCAGGCAGCAAAACAUCAAAAAACAAGAAAAAGUCAAAAUCCAAAACUACGGAAUCACAUGAAACAAAAACUCAAACCAACAGCGAAAUACUUCCAGAACAACAAGCAACAGAAUUGCAGAAACCUGGCUGCAAUGACGCUCUUUAUGUUGCUAGUAGCUCAACCGAAAUUGGAGAAAAAGUAGAAUCAUGGAGAAGACCGGUGACCACUUCACCUGUGGGCUCAGGCGAUCCAUUCACACCUGCUCGGAAAAUUGAUGGUUCAGUUGCCGUGGUUUCUGUCGAUGAUGAGGAUGCUGCUUCAGCGGGUUCUUUCUCCGCGCAGGGAUCUGGGCCUACCAUCAUUGUAUCGAAAUCUAAAGCUGGCGAAAGUUCCAAAAAGAAAAGAAAAGUGAAGUCCAUGUUUCCGCUGUCUGCUGUUGCUGAUAACAAUACUCGAUGCGCCAUGCAGCAAGAUUGCAUUGCACURGCACAGUACCUUGCUACCAAACAAUCAGGGGCGGCUCGUUCACAAGACGUAGUCCUUCCUGGUGAAUCAUCAAAUGUCAAUCUAGGAUUCUUUGCCGAUAGAACAAGUGCAUACAAAAUGUUUGAAGCUGAAGGUCGUCACCAUUCUUCUGCAAAUAAUCUCGACUAUCAGCUACAGCUGGAGGUCUGGAAAGGAAAUCUCGGUGGAGCGAUAGAGAAAGCAAUCAAAGCAAAGCAGCUCAAUGAUUGGCUAGUCGCCAUGAGUGCACAAGGUGGCCAUGGUGUCUGGCUGCACACAGUUGAGUGUUUCGCUAACCAGUUAUUGUCAGAAGGCUCRUACCAUCGUGCGGUGUUAUACUUCUUGGCUUGCCAUAAAGUCUACGAUGCCAUUGACGUGUUUAAGAAUCAACUCAUGUUCAGAGAAGCCAUUGCUCUCGCCAAAGUGAGGCUCUCACCAUCCGACCCAGUCCUUCACGACUUGUAUUGUAUGUGGGCCAAAAAGCUGGAAGGRGAGCAUUAUGAAAACGCUGCAAAAUGUUAUUUAGCGGCUGGUCUUCCAGGUGAGGCUGUGCGGGUCUUGAGUAUUCGCGGUGAUCAAGCAUCGUUGACUACAGCUUUGAAGGUUUCUAUGGUGUCGUCAGACCUUCAACAGCUUUCCUCUUCCAUAGCUGUCCGUGUUAUGCAUAUCUGUAUGGAGACUGGUAACUGGUWUGCGGCAGAAGAAGCUUUAGCCAUGUGCCAGGGCGUUGAGGGCCAUCUCAGCGCUUUGUAUACACAUGAGGUUCUCGUCAACGAGCUUCUACAACACGGGUUGAUUAUGGACACAGAAUUCAAAGAACAGGAACACUCCAAAAACUUUAGCUCGUUCUCGGUAGGGGAGCAUGGAUCGAUCAUCGACAACUUUCAAGAACUCCCUCCUGAAAAAUCUGUGUGGUUGGUCAAUACUCAACCACGUGACUGGUUUAUUGGUCGCAUUUUGAAAGCCUGGGAUCGAACGGGGACUCUGACUCUUCAAGGAACAAAUCUAGUGUCUUCAAUAAAGCAAUUAUCUUCGUACUUACAGUCGAACUUGAAUGAAAAUCUGUCAAUCAAGCAGGUAUUGACAAGGAUUUCAUAUGAUAUUUCGUUGGGACUGCUCAGCGGUAUACAUCAAGACAACUACGCAUGCGCGUUGCCAUGGCUACAGGCGCUCGAAUCCUGCAUCAAGAACAACUACUUUGUUCUGGCCCAGUUUCUUUGCGUCCAACUUCUACCGAGAGGAACCCAAUCCUUUGAAGACAUYUCUCUUCUUMGCAWAGAGACUAAUGAAUCCAUUGGCAGUAACCGUGAGUUUUUGCUUGAAAGAAAACCGGUUUCUAAUGAUAAACUAUUAAGUUACUUCAAUGGUUUUUACUGUUUGAUAGUAUUGUAUAAAAURUGGUUUCGAGCGCCUGAGAUUUUACAGCGCUUUAGCAAUAGCAGUGAGGUUGAAAUCGAGAGCCAUCUUUCUACAACUGACAGUAAUGGCUCCGAGGGUUUAAAUGCCUCUUUUAAUGUAGCUGAGAGGAUAAUCGCUGAGAUUAAUUGUAAUAGUAAUGCUUCAUUAAACGAAACUCCGGUGAAUGCUCAGAACAGCAACUUAUGCGAYGAAGAUGGAACUUUSGUCAAAGAUCCACUGCCAUCCAGUCUACAGUCAUUAGAAACGUCAACGGCUCCAAAUGARGGAGAUUUGGACAUAUGCMACGUGUUGUCAWCGGUCCACRACAGUUUGCUUACGGAAAAUAUUUUUAUCUGUUCGACGCUGAAAAAGCAGCUGUUAGAAGUCAAAAARGAGGUUAUUCUUCUACGGUCGAGGCGAAUACUGGAUUCUGUCGCUGCUUCUGGUUCUUCAAAGCAGAAGAAAGCUACAAAAAAGAAGAAUAGAGMACAACAGCCUUCAGAAGAAAGUGGUGAGAUUUUGGUGAGCUCCACCGCUGUUGAARAACGUAAUAUUGUUGACAAGGAAGAGCAAGAUGACAGUAGACAAGAGGGCAUUCAAUCUGAUGUUUUGSAAUCUCUUGAUGUGAGGUACAAGUCCGCUGACUGGACACUAGAGCUAAUGCAAGAAGAAGAACAACGAAUACUUGAGGAACUCUCCAAACACCCGUUGAAGGAUUUACCAUUCCCAGAUCCCACGGAAUCAGCUAUAGUUCUAGGUCACGUGUGCUCAAAGGCGGCCUCGUAUCCAUGUCAUGAGCCCGCAGUACUAUAUAACCUUGGACUGAAAGCAGUGAAUUCUGGACUCGAGCAUGCGCAAUGGACUACACAACGAAAUGCUCUAGAUCAAAUUAAGAAAUGUCUUCAGAGCAUGACGUUAACUGAUAUAUAGUCGGUUGUUGAGCAAGUAUAGAUGUAUUAUUGGUGUUUGAGUUGAAAUAUAUAUCUAAGAUUAAAAUUUAUGUCAAUCUGUC